Annulohypoxylon maeteangense is the source of this 594-nucleotide messenger RNA. RefSeq lists its product as uncharacterized. The transcript has a single exon. The record is from RefSeq and is a predicted model, not a curated record. Lineage: Eukaryota; Fungi; Ascomycota; Sordariomycetes; Xylariales; Hypoxylaceae. The coding region runs from base 1 to 594 and encodes 197 amino acids.
AUGAGCGAUCCAGUCCCGGCCAAACCUCCCACGCCACCACCUCUCCCUCCACAAUCCAAGGCACAACAUAUGGAUCAAAGACCCUCACAAUAUCUUGCAAACUUAGAGGCAGCUGGCGACAAUGUCUGGAUAACAACAACGACUGACUUGGCAUCGCCAACAAGGUAUACGCCUACGGUUUACUUUUUCUACGGUACCCUCACGCGUCCCGAUAUUCUAAAGCGAAUCCUUGACUUGGACCAUGACCCUGUCAUGCGACCGGCCAAGAUCAUUGGAUACUCACUCGCGAAAUGGGGGGAUUACAAGGCCCUUAUAGAUGGUGAGACGGGUGAAGAAGUCGCGGGAACGGCCUACGAGGUUAGGUCAUCCGAACAUGCGUAUAAGCUAGCGUACUACGAGACAAAUGCGUACGAAGUCAUGCCUUGUCUUAUCGACUACACCGACGGACAGGAGCCAAUUCAGAGUUCAGGUAGUACUUUCAAGUAUGCCGGCGAUGCUGCGGCGUUGAAGGAGGGGAGAUUUGAUAAGAAAUUAUGGGAGUUUCGUAUGGGCUCUAAAUUACCAGAGAAAUGGAAUGGAAAGGGAGGGGGUUAG